Molecule: messenger RNA, 351 nt
Organism: Symbiodinium necroappetens
Lineage: Eukaryota; Dinophyceae; Suessiales; Symbiodiniaceae
Source: the annotation of a GenBank genome assembly
AUGGUGAAGCCGGGCCGCUUGGCAAAGGCCGCCCGUGAGAAGGCCGGCCUGGAUCGGAAGGGCCCUCGCGCACCAACGUCGGAGGAGAAAGACGCUCCGCACGCGCUUGCCGACGAGGUGUACGAGGAGGAGGUGGUUCAGGCGGAGAACGACGGCGUGAUGGAUUGCGAAGAAGAGAUGUUCACCGAUCUGGCCGAAGCGAUCAUUCCCGUUGGCGACCGAACGUGGUGCCCCGAGGAAGCAGCGCGCAACGCGAAGCUCGCGCUGGAGGAAGCCGAGAUGGCUGCCGCUGAAGCCGAGAGCUACUUAAUGGAGCUGGACAUGCUCCUCAAGAAGGAUAUCGGCGUCUGA